AUGCUGAUCCAGACCGUCCUUCUCGGCAUUCUUGGCCUCUUUGCCCUUCGUCUACUCGUGCUUUUGAACUCGGCUCUGAGUCCUCAUCCUGGCCCUUUUUGGGCCCGCUGGAGUAAAGCCUGGUACUUCAUACGAGUCUGGCGAGGAAGUUUCGAGCGCGAGAACGUAGCUCUUCAUCAACAGUAUGGACCCGUGGUCCGUAUAGCGCCAGACUGGUAUAGCAUUGACGAUCCUAGCGUCGUCAAAAAGAUAUACGGACUAGGCACAAAGUUCACUAAGACGGCCUGGUACAAUGCGUUUGCGCCCCCACGAUCAUGGCACUUGUUCGCCGACAGGGAUGAGAAGCGGCACGCGGGAGAGCGCAGGAAGUACCAAGCGAUGUAUUCAAUGACCUCUAUGGUACACUACGAGACUCUCGUCGAUGAAUGCGCAGCGCUAUUUGUGAAGCGUUUGGACGAAUGUGCGAAGGGUCAAGAAGAAAUCGAUAUGGGCCAUUGGUUCCAGUGCUAUGCAUUCGAUGUCAUCGGCAAUAUCACAUAUAGCAAGCGUUUCGGGUUUCUAGAUCAUGGGAAGGAUGUGAACGGUGUGAUCGCCGGUCUCCAGCACGGGCUUGUGUACGGAUCUCUGGUCGGGAUUUACGCUCGCCUACACCCCAUGCUAUUUCGCUUGAUAAAAUUGCUUGCUGGUAGAGAGCGCAGGGGGUUCGCCCACGUCAGUCAAUUUACGCAAGUAUCGAUUGAUGAGAGACAGAGAAUCAAGCAGACUUUGAAGGACGAGAGCGAAAGGAUCCACAAAGAGCUAAUGCAAGAACGACAACGACCUCUCGAUUUUCUUGACAAGAUACUCCAAGCCCACAUCGAAGACCCGGGGAGAGUUACGCCCUUUGACAUUAUGGCAGUCUGCCAGAACAACGUAGUGGCUGGAUCCGACACCACGAGCAUUACUCUUUCCGCCAUUCUUUAUCACCUGCUUGGAAACGUUGAAGCGUUGCGAAAGCUUCAAGAGGAAAUUUUCGAGCACGAGUGUAACGGUCGCUGUGGAAAGCCGUUCGUAACGUUCAAAGAAAGCCAAGAGAUGCCAUACCUCCAAGCAGUGAUUAAAGAAGCUCUCCGGAUGCAUAGCGCUACUGGCUUGCCGCUUUGGAGAGAUGUGCCCGAGGGAGGAUUAGAGUGUUCGGGGUGGUUCAUUCGUCCUGGUAGCGUUGUUGGCAUAAAUGCAUGGUCUGCUCAUUACAAUCAAAAUAUCUUUGGCCACGAUGCGAACGAGUUCAAGCCUGAAAGAUGGAUAAACCGGGACAAAGAAGGAUUGCGGGCUAUGGAAGCUUAUUGGAUGCCGUUUGGAUUCGGUGCAAGGACUUGUCUCGGCAGACACAUUUCUAUGCUUGAGAUUUCGAAGCUGAUUCCACAAUUAAUUAGAGAUUUCGAUUUCGGACUCGUCAAAUCUGGAAAGCAGUGGGAGACUCGCAACGCCUGGUUCGUCAAACCAGUUAACUUCAUGGUCAGGGUGAAGAGUCGAAACAAUAAGUGCGCUGAGUAG
Recurvomyces mirabilis is the source of this 1536-nucleotide messenger RNA. RefSeq lists its product as uncharacterized. Gene Ontology annotation, molecular function: heme binding; oxidoreductase activity, acting on paired donors, with incorporation or reduction of molecular oxygen; monooxygenase activity. Lineage: Eukaryota; Fungi; Ascomycota; Dothideomycetes; Mycosphaerellales; Teratosphaeriaceae. The transcript is spliced from 2 exons. Bases 1 to 1536 code for a protein of 511 amino acids. The record is from RefSeq and is a predicted model, not a curated record.